CUGAGUUCUGAAUUCGAAGUUGUUUCAUACGCAUUCUCUCGACAUCUGUGGCGAUGGAGGAGGAUUUCGAGUUCCCAACUGAGGGUAACAUGGAGAUGGAAGAGGAUAAGAUGGAGAGCCCGAUUCUCAAGGUUGGGGAGGAGAAGGAGAUUGGGAAGAAUGGACUCAAAAAGAAGCUGGUCAAGGAGGGUGAAGGAUGGGAAACACCUAACACUGGAGACGAAGUUGAAGGUAAUGCCAUUCUUAAUAUCUUCCUCCUUUUACGUUAUGUAACUUAUCUCAUUUUCUCUCACUUCGAUUUUCGCACCCCACUUUUUUUUUUUUUUCUUUUUUCUUUGUAAUGGUGAGACCCAUCCAUUUUCUCUCUACCACAUAAGAUAACUACCACGUAAGGAGAUUAAUAAAACCCAUAUUUAUAACCGAUAUUUGUACAUGACAAUAUUACUGAAGACCGAGUAGUCAUAAAGUUGAAGUAGUCGUAAACUUUAUUUUCUUUUUGUAGAGGGGAAUGUUGCUUCUGCUGAAGUAUCAGUAGUCCUGGAAUCUAUUCGUGGCGUAAAGGUUAAAUGUAGAACAAGAGAGCCUGAAUAACAACACGCUAAUUAAGAGGUUAUUUAAUUUUUCCAUUUCCUUAUUGAAAGGACCAAGUUACGGUAAGGGUACUCUCUCUAGGUUUUCUAAUUUGACAUUUUGAGGCAGUUGCUACUUGAUGUUCCAGGAAACGUUGAUAUGGUCAUAUAUCCCUAUUAUGUGAGAAGAUCCCAACAUAAGUUUAAUUAAUUGGCACUCAUUAAGUCUCAAAAAAUGUAAUCCAGUUGCUGGUGACAAUUUGUACAUAUAGGGAGAGUUUGGUAUAGGUAUUUGGUAUGGAAUGAUAGGGAAAGUGAGGUGAAGAAUAUUUAAUUACCAUUUUUUGUGUGGGUAUCGUGAAAAAAAUUUAGCAAAUAAUUUCCCCAGAUAUUUUUCUUUUCAACUACACAAAGGAAAAUAAUUAUAUGUUAAGUCAAAUAAUUAUUCCAUCAAUAUUUUAUCAUCAACCAAAUAUAGUAUCAGUAAAAUGAACCAAAUUUUGCCAGCAAAAUUUUGGUCAACCAAACACUUUUUCGUAACUUACUCGGGAUAAAAAAAUUUCUACCAAAUCCUCAACCAUUUUUUUUUUGAGGUAAAAAAAAAUAUUUCUUGUACCAAACACCCCCUUAAUAGUUUAAAGAGAAACAGUUCGGCAUUGGUAAAAUAUAAUUGUAUCAAUUAUCAUCAUGCUUUAAAAAAUAAGGUACACUUAUCCUUUCCCUUUUUUUUUAAUUUUUUCUAUUAAAUUAAGGUUUCUCAAUCACUUAAAGGUUUGGUAUCCUUGCAUUUUCGAUUAUUGAAUUUUGUUUAAAUUUAUUUAAUAACAGCCAAAUGAUCAUUAAUAUUGUUAAUUAGGCAGAAAUAUUUGAUUUACUUGGUUACCAGAUUCGGCAGAGGAAAUUAAGAAUGGGCUGGAUAUCAAUAUAUGUAUGGGCUGGAAGUGGCUCAUGUUAUAGUUUAGUGCUUAAAAUAGUAGCUUGUUUUUGGGCCCUUGGGGAUGUUUGGAAUCCCAUUGAAACCGGUUUUGUCUUUCACUCUAUUAAAUAGUUCAUGUUAAAUAUUUUUCAAAUGCUGCCAACCAAAAAAAUAAAAAGUGGUGUGCUGUAGAGGCAAUUUCAUUUUCAUUCAGAAUUUGUUGUCUGUACUAUAUGUUCUGUCUCUAUAGUUUGCUUAGAAGUGGUUUCCCUAAAACUAAUUGCACCGUGAAAUUUGGUCCUCACGGACAAAGCUAACAAAACCUGCUUCAUUAGUCUAUUUUCCACUAGACAAACAUCUUUCUUCAUCAACAAUUGAAAUGUCAUUUUUAAGUAAACUCUAGUGUGACAAAUUCUGUUUUUUGGUUCUUCAUUAGCCAACCUGACCCUCCUCUCUCAAAAUUUCUUUGGUGCUACAGAUGCACCGUAAAUUCGGUGCAUCUUCUAUUUAUAUUGUGACACGUGUUUUACUUUUGUCAAAUCAAUAAUAAAUAAUUUAUUUUAAAAUUAAGAGAGAGAAUGAUUUGAUAUAAAAUAAGACACGUGUCACAAAAUAAGUGAAAGAUGCACCAAAUUUUCGAUACAUCUGUAUUAGCAAAGAUAUUCUCCUCCUCUCUCUUCAAUUCACUCUUUUUUGAAAAGUUUGGUGUGAGAAUGUAUUAUGUUGGGUCCUUUUACAGCUGUCUUCCCUUCUUAUAACCCAAAUCUUUGUUUUCAUCCCCACAUUCCCUACCCUUUGCACAUUACAUUGUCUAAUAUCCACUCCUCAAUUAUGCACUUCCCCCACCACUACCUGCACCUUAUCUGUAACAAUGUCUCCUUAUACUUGUGUAAUAUUGUGACACUACUUCUGAAUAGUGCUAAUAGUACAUGUUCACAUACUCAUAUCUGUGUAGUUGAUGUGACGACUUUGCAUACAUAAAGUGUAUAAGUGUACUCUCUACAUGUCCCCUUACGUAUAGAACAGAAAGCUGACUUUAGACUUAGGACCAAUGGUACAUGAUACAAUGAUAUGACAAGUGGUGCAAGGCAAUGCCAUACUCAGAUAUCUAUUUCUAUCUUCUUCAAGAAUUUAGUAUUUGCAAACCAUACGUAUGCCACAUAAUAUAUAUCCUGACCCUGUAGGUCACUCUUUGGAAUAAUAUUUAUUUGUAUACCAUGUUUCAAUUAAAAUUUGUCAAAAUGUCACGUCACAUUUUCAUUAUGCCAACAAUGAAGAAUGGACUGGACACGUGGUAGCGUCUGCAUAGGCGGCCAUUCUCGCUCAACAACCCAGCGAAAAUGGCAGGAUACUGACACGUGAUAAAAGUAUAGGCAUUCUCUCUGGGCAGCCAUGAUUAUAUCCUGACCCUCCAUGAGCAAAUUGACAAGCACAUAUAAAUGAAGGGCUGUUGUUGCUUGCUAUGAUUGCCAUUUCAUGAUUAUAUCAGAGCUCAGUGAAGGACAGUGCUGUCAUUUCAAACCCAACAGACAUAUGAACAUGCCAGCUACAGUUGGAAAAGAGAGAGAGAUUGAGAGAAAAUAAAAAAAUGAGAGGACCCAUGAAGCUAAGAGGAAUUGCUUAUUAUUCAUUCAGAGGCUCUCCUGAUGAAAACAAAGAGGAAUUGCUCAUUAUUCAUUCAGAGGCCCACAUUUGGAACAGAAUAGACUCAUCAUGAGGAUUGAGUAAGAUGAAAAAUAUGAAUGAUUGCAGUUGCAUCCACAUAAAAAUCAUAUCCACUUCACAAGAAGUUUUGAGUGCUAGGAAUUUCUGCUCUUUCAAGAGGAAAGAAUCUUGAUAUCUGUGUACAUUUACUAAUGAAAUCAAUCCAAAGUUCCACAUUCUUGGGGUUUGGAUAACAGAUAUUAUAAAGAAUGUUUGCUGGUUUCAAGGCUAUUCCAUCUAAAUUUAAUGAGAGCAGUGCGCUUGUUCCCAUGCACCGAGCUCUCUGAAACGGUGGCUCUUGUCCUUUUUAAAGAAUUUACGGGAUCUCAAAAAAAGGAUCACAAAGAUUGAGGUUGACCUAUGUGAUAUUGUUAAAUGGCCAAGAAGAAGAGCUGGUUUAAUCUGGUGAAAAGGCUUUUUAUAUGGGACACACAUUCCACACAAGAGAAGAAGGAGAAAAGAAGGAAAUGGAUCUUUGGAAGGCUAAAGACCAAGAGAUUACCUUCAAUUACAGCUCCACCUUCAUCACUAGAAACCAUUGCCUCAGCUGAAGCUGCUGCUGGUACAGCUGAUCAGGUUGUUCAGCUCACUGGAGUCUCACAAUCAGCUCAUCAAUGUGAAGAAAACUCAGAAGAAUCUCAACCUGUUAAAACUAUAGAUGGUGCUCCUUCAUCCACAUACCAAUGCCAGAGGGAGAUUAAAGAAUCUGCAGCCAUCAAAAUUCAAACUGCAUUUCGGAGUUACCUAGCAAGGAAGGCUUUGAGGGCAUUGAAGGGAAUAGUGAAGCUUCAAGCUAUCAUUCGUGGCAGAGCAGUAAGACGCCAAGCUAUGAGUACUCUGAAGUGCUUGCAGUCCAUUGUAAGUAUCCAGUCACAGGUCUGUGCAAGGAGACUCCAAAUGGUUGAAGGGAGAUGGGAAGAGGUGCAAGAUUCUAAAGACAAGAUAAUAAGGAUGGACUCAAACAGUGAGAGAAAGUGGGGUGACAGCACUAUAUUGACAGAAGAGGUAGAUGCCUCUUGCAUGAGCAAGAAAGAUACAGUUCUUAAGAGAGAGAGAAUAAAAGAAUACUCGUUUAACCAUAGAAGGUCAGCAGAGUCAGAAAGGAGUAAAGUCAAUGGAAGAUGGAGGUACUGGCUGGAGCAAUGGGUAGAUACACAACUUUCUAAAAGUAAAGAACUUGAAGAUUUAGACUCAGUUUUCAGCUCACAUUCUAGAGCUAGAGAGGAAUAUGGAGGAAGACAACUUAAGCUGAGAAGUACUCAGAGACAAAAUCUAGUUGAAGGAUUAGAUUCUCCAAUACUUGCUUCAAGAAAAUCUUUUCCUCACAGGAGGCAGUGUUCAGUGGGAGAAGACCACUCAUUUUCAAGCCCUCUUGCAACUCCAGCAUAUAUGGCUGCAACUGAAUCAGCAAAAGCAAAAGCAAGAUCAACAAGCUCCCCAAAAGUAAGGACAGGGAAUUUAGACACAAACUCUGAUAGCUAUUCACCAUGCAAGAAAAAGCUAUCAGUUGUAUCUUCUAAUAAUAGUGAAGUGCUUAUUAGUGGUAGGAUGGGGAAGCUUAGUAGUACUCAACAAAGAUCUCCAAGCUUUAAGGGCCUUUCAGUGCCUAUAAAAUCAAGCAGGACUAUAAAGGAUCUCAGCAUUAAUUCAGACUGUUCACUGUCCAAUUGGGAUAGACAAAGUUCCUUCAAAUGAAGCUGUAGAUGUUGAUGUUGCUUGCAGUAAUAUAAAUCCUUGUAUCAUUAGAGGGCUUGAAAUGUUUAUAACUAUGUAUGAUGUAUAUGUGAUUGGAUGUUGUUUUGGUUGAGAAUUGAACUUGAAUGUGACAGAAAAGUUGUUAAUUUUUUCAUUGAUUUGAUGAUUUGUUGUAUGCUCUAAGCCUUG
Gastrolobium bilobum is the source of this 5073-nucleotide messenger RNA. Its product is annotated as protein IQ-DOMAIN 11-like. NCBI's taxonomy places the organism in Eukaryota, Viridiplantae, Streptophyta, Magnoliopsida, Fabales, Fabaceae. The transcript has 7 exons. The coding region runs from base 3565 to 4884 and encodes 439 amino acids. The record is from RefSeq and is a predicted model, not a curated record. Gene Ontology annotation, molecular function: protein binding.